AAAGAAGAUGGGGAGGCUGUUCACAAGCUUCCUUCUGCUGCUCAUAUGUGGGGCAAUUGGGUUUGCACAGCAUUGGUCAUAUGGCCUGCAACCUGGAGGGAAAAGGGAUGCUGAAAACCUGAUAGAAUCUUUCCAAGAGAUGGCAAAUGAGAUGGACAAACUGGGGGAGCUGCAGCAUUUUGAAUGCACUGCCGCACAUCAGCGCCCCACAUUUCGAGGACUUAAAGGAGCCUUAGCAAGUCUGAUUGAUGGGGAGACUGGGCAAAAGAAGAUUUAAAUCUCCAGAAAGAAAUGUACAAAGUUUAGCUACACACUCCAAUGUAUGCUUUGCGGUAUAUUGUGAAAUGUGCGGGAGUAUCUUGAGACUAGAAUUUAAUUUGAGA
Molecule: messenger RNA, 383 nt
Organism: Heteronotia binoei (common prickly gecko)
Lineage: Eukaryota; Metazoa; Chordata; Lepidosauria; Squamata; Gekkonidae
Gene: GNRH1
Product: gonadotropin releasing hormone 1
Exons: 3
Coding region: 8-277 (89 amino acids)
Biological process (GO): multicellular organism development
Cellular component (GO): extracellular region
Molecular function (GO): gonadotropin hormone-releasing hormone activity
Source: RefSeq, a predicted model, not a curated record